AUGCGGUCACAGCCAUCACCUUACCCAAUCCUCCCUUUUCACGCUCUUCGCGCCUGUUCCCUUGUUUGUUCUCUGGUGGUGGCAGCAGUUCUAUCAUAUUUCGUGUACCAUCUGAAGCGGGGCAACUUCAAGAUUCCAUGGACAUUCCUGGUGCUCUUCGGGGUCGCACUGCUUUCGCUCCUCAACUUGACUCUGACAUUAGCCCUGCAUCUUUUCCGUGUACUCUCACCACUCUUCAACCUGGUCUUUAAUAUCUUCCUUCUGCUUCUAUGGGUUGUUGGCCUAUCAUUGCUGGGAUGGAACAUGUCAGGCACAUUGAGUCAUGUUUGCAACAGUGCGAAUUGGGGUUCGGCAGCUGGAAUCAUGAUCUGCCGACUCUAUAAGACAUUGUUCUCUUUCGGUUUGUUCAGUACACUUUCUGCUAUUGCAUUGGUGGUCUUGGACCUUAAGGUUCGCAAAGAUCAGAACAGCCUCGGAAAAUACAACCAGAUGCGAGACUCGGCUUACGACUUGAAACCAACCUCGCAGGCGUUCAGCACGGGCGCGCUUGGAGGACAUCACGAGGACCGUCCAGAGCCAUGGCUGAGUGCAGGACAGGAGCCGGCUGACUAUAACUCUCGGAACGUUUCCCGAGAGCGUGUUCGAUCUGAGCAUUUCGGAUAUACAUCGCCCCUAGAGCAGACACAUUAUGAUGCAGGCGAUUAUGCGAACCAGAGAUAG
Messenger RNA from Endocarpon pusillum Z07020, 720 nucleotides. RefSeq lists its product as uncharacterized. The transcript has 2 exons. The record is from RefSeq and is a predicted model, not a curated record. Lineage: Eukaryota; Fungi; Ascomycota; Eurotiomycetes; Verrucariales; Verrucariaceae. Bases 1 to 720 code for a protein of 239 amino acids.